Aureobasidium melanogenum CBS 110374 is the source of this 789-nucleotide messenger RNA. Its product is annotated as ESCRT-2 complex. NCBI's taxonomy places the organism in Eukaryota, Fungi, Ascomycota, Dothideomycetes, Dothideales, Saccotheciaceae. Bases 1 to 789 code for a protein of 262 amino acids. The transcript has 2 exons. Gene Ontology annotation, cellular component: ESCRT II complex. The record is from RefSeq and is a predicted model, not a curated record. Gene Ontology annotation, biological process: protein transport to vacuole involved in ubiquitin-dependent protein catabolic process via the multivesicular body sorting pathway.
AUGGCGAGUAACAGAAAAGGAGUCGGGCUUUCGGCCUUUUCACGCAACGCCCUCACUUCAGAUCACUACGCCUCUCAUGGCGCUGCUUUACGUUCUGCACACGCCGACUCUCUGGCAAACCAACUCUCAGUCUUCCAAGCUGCUCUUCAUUCAUUCUCUGUCACUCAUGGCGCUGAAAUCCGUUCGAACCCAACUUUCAGGGCCGAAUUUGCCCGCAUGUGUAAUGCUAUCGGAGUCGACCCACUUGCUAGCUCAAACCACAAGACCUCCAAAGGUAAUAAGAAUGAAGGCGGAAGCUUUUGGUCGCAGAUGCUUGGAGGCAGCGUCAACGACUUCUACUUCGAGCUCGCUGUCAGAGUCGUCGAAGUUUGUCGCGAAACUCGUUCAGAAAAUGGCGGCAUGAUCGAAGUGCCUCAAGUACGAAAACGUGUAGAGAAAGGACGAGGCAUUGGCGGAGGACUUGAAGUGUCUGACGAUGAUAUCCUUCGCGCCGUCAAGUCACUGGAACCCCUUGGUUCUGGUUUCACUGUCAUGAAGAUCGGUUCAAAGCAAAUGAUUCGAUCCGUUCCAAAGGAACUCAACACCGAUCAGUCAACUGUUCUUGAGGCUAUACAAGUACUUGGCUAUGUGACUGUUUCCAUGCUUCAACUCAACCUAGGCUGGGAGCGUGCACGAGCUGUUGCUGUUAUUGACGACCUUGUCGCCGACUCUCUGGUAUGGGUAGAUGCUCAAGCAGACGAGAAGGAAUACUGGAGUCCAGCACUAAUGCAUGAAAUCGGUGGUGAUUGA